Molecule: messenger RNA, 285 nt
Organism: Sphenostylis stenocarpa
Lineage: Eukaryota; Viridiplantae; Streptophyta; Magnoliopsida; Fabales; Fabaceae
Source: the annotation of a GenBank genome assembly
AUGAAACUGGAAGUGGGUAGUAAUUCAGCAGGGCACAUGAUGGAGAUGAAUGAGUGUACAAGUUUGCAAAAUCAUAAGGAAGAGAACAGAGACAUUGUGCGCUUUACAGUGUUGACUAAAAUGAAAGGGGAUAGCGAAUCAGAGAGGGAAGCUAGCGUGAACAACAAAGACAAUGUGACCCAGUUUGUGCUCAACUUUUUUGGAUUAAAGCGCAGUGGGAAGAAAAUAGAAGUAGUCAGCCACCAUGGAAAAAGCAUCGCAGUGAGGCACCGACUUUAUGUUUAG